UUCGAAGUCAACAAUGUGUUCCACGACUAUCAUGAGACGAUAUAUAAUAGCGGUUUUAACAUUAAUUUUUGCUGUUGCUUUGAUUGAUGCCAAUACAAAAGUACAGCGUCAAUAUGACCCCAAAGAAGAGGAUCCAAAUCGUGUGCGAUAUAUUUAUGUUGAUGAUGGAAUGGGAGGAUAUGAACGUAUCGAUUUAUUUGAACCCGACCCAAGAAGACGUCCCAUCACUUUAGAUGAUUUAACUUUUCUUUUAUACACAAAAAAAUCAAAAAAACAUCCAGAUACAAUCCCAGCAAAUAAUUUUAAUAUUUCUCGUUCGAAAUUUAAUGCUUCACUUCCUAACGUCUUUGUAAGUCAUGGGUGGAAUAACCACGCUAAAAGUCCUGUAAAUACCAUCAUAGGAUCGGCUAUUUUAGAACAUUUCAACGUUAAUUUAUUUAUAAUCGACUGGAGUGGGCCGGCGAAUUUAAAUUAUUUCAGCGCUAGAGCUGCGGUACCCAUUAUCGGAGAAUUCGUCGGGGAUUUUAUCAACAAGUUAAUGACAACAUAUCGAAUCAAAGCGGAAAAAUUUCAUCUUGUGGGUCAUUCUCUUGGUGCGCAUUUAGUUGGAUGUGCAGGAGCUAAAGUCAACGGUCUCGUUAAAUCCAUUGUUGGUUUAGAUCCAGCUGGUCCUUUAUACACAGUAUCAAAAAUUGAUGAUAGAAUAGAUCCAUCUGAUGGCGAAUUCGUCCAUGUUAUUCACACUAACAGUGGAUGGCUGGGAUUUUCGAGCUCUUUAGGACACGCUGAUUAUUAUCCUAAUGGUGGAAAAACCCAACCUGGUUGUGGCUUGGAUCUAGUUGGCAUUUGCUCACAUGCAAGGGCAUACGAAUUUUAUGCGGAAUCAAUUUAUAAAUCGGCAUUUCAUUCAAGACUAUGUGGAUCAAUGGACGAUUUUGAACAACAUAUGUGUAACUCCAACCAUAAGUCACUAAUGGGACAUCUUCAUGUUGAUAAAUCGGCUUCUGGUGAUUACUUUUUAAAAACGCGUUCUAAUUCUCCGUUUGCCAUGGGUUAAAAAAAUUGUAAUUUUUUUUUUGGUCAAAUAAAGUUUAUAAAUUAA
This is a messenger RNA of Onthophagus taurus, 1102 nucleotides long. RefSeq names its product phospholipase A1-like. Gene Ontology annotation, molecular function: lipase activity. The record is from RefSeq and is a predicted model, not a curated record. NCBI's taxonomy places the organism in Eukaryota, Metazoa, Arthropoda, Insecta, Coleoptera, Scarabaeidae. Gene Ontology annotation, biological process: lipid catabolic process.